AUGGUGGUGCUUCCUUAUACUGUUGCUUUCCUACUCCUUUCCUCCUUACAGACUGUAAAAAUUGCAAACUCGCAAUCAUUCAUCGGUAUAAACUAUGGCCAAGUUGCGGACAACCUUCCUCCAGCACCAUCCACCGCAAAGCUUCUUCAAUCCACUUCAAUCCAAAAGGUCCGAUUAUAUGGACCGGACCCCGCCAUAAUCAAAGCCUUAGCCAACACCGGAAUUGGAAUUGUUAUCGGCACUGCAAAUGGUGACAUUCCAGGACUAGCCUCUGAUCCCAAUUUUGCCAAGAGCUGGAUCAACACAAACGUGCUUCCCUUCUAUCCAGCUAGCAAUAUCAUCCUCAUCACCGUCGGCAACGAGGUCAUGACUUCCAAUGACCAGAAUCUCGUGAACAAGCUCUUACCAGCAAUGCAAAAUGUACAGAAUGCUCUAAAUGAUGCAUCGCUCGGGGGUAAAAUUAAGGUCUCCACAGUUCAUUCGAUGGGAGUGCUUAAGCAGUCUGAGCCACCUUCUUCUGGAAGCUUUGAUCCAAGUUAUGGGGAUCAGAUGAAGGGCUUGUUGGAGUUUAAUAGUGCGAAUGGUUCGCCUUUCGCAAUCAAUCCCUACCCUUACUAUGCCUACAGAAGCGAUACAAGGCCUGAGACUCUUGCUUUUUGCCUUUUCCAGCCGAAUGCAGGACGAAUGGAUGGAAACACUAAGAUCAAGUACAUGAACAUGUUCGAUGCUCAGGUGGAUGCAGUUUAUUCUGCACUGAAUUCUAUGGGAUUUAAGAAUGUUGAGAUUGUGGUGGCUGAGACUGGAUGGCCAUUUAAAGAAGAUGACAACGACGUAGGGCCAAGCAUUGAGAAUGCCAAGGCUUACAAUGGCAAUUUGAUUGCACACCUUCGAUCGAUGGUGGGCACUCCACUCAUGCCAGGAAAAUCAGUGGAUACAUACCUCUUUGCUCUUUAUGACGAAGACUUGAAACCUGGACCUGGUUCUGAGCGAUCAUUUGGACUUUUUAAGACUGAUCUCACCAUGGUUUAUGAUGUUGGACUCUCUACAAGUAGCCAGCUCCUCUUCUGCUUCCUUACGUUCUCCUUUUCUGUAUUCCCCUCUCCGUGGUUCUUGGUGUGGCUGCUGGAAUCUUCCUCCUGGGGUUGCUGCUACUGCUCUUCUCCUGGUGUUGCUGCUGCUGCGUUGCUGGAGGAAGGAGCUGCUACUUCGGUUGCUGCUGGGCGUCGCUGGAGGAAGGAGGACUGCUAUGCUGUUGAGAGGGAGAUAAGGAAAGCUGUGUCGGUUUUGGGAGGAAAAUGGAGUGGGAGCAAAAUGGCUGCUCUGGUUUGGCUUUGCAAGAGAGGGGGGUUGUCCCUCGUUGCUGGCUGCUGA
This is a messenger RNA of Populus nigra (black poplar), 1371 nucleotides long. Its product is annotated as glucan endo-1,3-beta-glucosidase 7-like. The record is from RefSeq and is a predicted model, not a curated record. Gene Ontology annotation, molecular function: hydrolase activity, hydrolyzing O-glycosyl compounds. Gene Ontology annotation, cellular component: plasma membrane. Gene Ontology annotation, biological process: carbohydrate metabolic process. NCBI's taxonomy places the organism in Eukaryota, Viridiplantae, Streptophyta, Magnoliopsida, Malpighiales, Salicaceae. Bases 1 to 1371 code for a protein of 456 amino acids. The transcript is spliced from 5 exons.